AUGCAUCCAGAUCUGUUCCACCUGUACAAGAUCCGCCCGGACAAGUCUCCGUCAAAUUCCGCGGUUGAUAUGGUUUUAUAUAAUCAUAACUAUUCGGCACUCCAAACAUUUCCACCUUCUGCACAAGAAGGAAAGAUCGCAGGCGGUUCUGGACCGCCUCGUGAUGUUGACGUCACAUCUUGUUGCAGGUAUGGACCUUUUUGGAUAUGCACUACAUUGAUCUUUGUAUCAGCUUCGAUCGGUACAUCUAUCACUUAUCUUGCUGACAAGAUUCGUCACAAGGAAUGGGACUAUGAUAUACAUAUGUUGACGUGGUCUGCUUGCGUGUUAUACGGCUAUGUUGUUAUCGUCCCGAUCACUCUGUAUAUAGUUCUUAAGUACUUAUCGGUGCCUUUGGGUCUUGUUCAACUACUCUGCCUCUAUGGUUACUCCCUGUUUGUCUUCAUUCCAGCAGGCUGUCUAUCUAUCGUUCCAGUGGAAAUGUUUAGAUGGGUGGUUGUGGGUGUUGCUGGAUUCAUGUCAGCAAUGUUUGUGGCAUCGAAUCUAAGAAGCCACAUAGUUUCAGCAGGUGAAAGGUGGUUUUGGAUUGUUUCUGGAAUUACCCUGUUGCAGCUGGCUCUCUCCAUUGUACUUAAGAUCUAUUUGUUCAGUGUAAGCACAUAG
Molecule: messenger RNA, 663 nt
Organism: Helianthus annuus (common sunflower)
Lineage: Eukaryota; Viridiplantae; Streptophyta; Magnoliopsida; Asterales; Asteraceae
Product: protein YIPF1 homolog
Exons: 5
Coding region: 1-663 (220 amino acids)
Biological process (GO): vesicle-mediated transport
Cellular component (GO): Golgi apparatus
Molecular function (GO): small GTPase binding
Source: RefSeq, a predicted model, not a curated record